AUGUGCGAGUGUAAAGAAAGAAAGAAAACAUUUUCAUAAAUAGCAAGGUGUAUUUCAAACGUGAUCUAAAUGAUUAACACAAACAUAACACUAUCGUAUAUUUGCCUCGAUGUUCUUCUUGGACGCUGCUGGGUCAACAGCACUGUUUAGAAUCCAUUUGGCCCUUUUAUGAGGAUUUUCGGGUGUUUUCCCCAAUAUCGGUGACGUUGAAUCUAACCACGGGAGCCGCCAUCUUGCCAUUCUGUUGACACAAAGCUGCUACCUCAUUGGUGUAGAGCAAUCACGUGUCAAACCGUGCCACCACUUACGACCAAAAUCCUAUUACGCUCUGAAGAAACUAGUUCUGCUUCAAACACAGACGCAUCGACAAUUGAGUGGAAUUUCAGCGACGAACUUUUUUUGGUAGCUUAGCACAACUUGUUCUUUUUUUUAUGAGCUAAAUAUUGUGUAGAUGCCAGACUGUGGAGCGGAAAUCGUUUUCUAAAAGACUUUUUGUGAAUCGGUCCGCUUUUAGCAACUUCCGAUUUUUUUGGCAACAGUUUUUACUUUCGAUCACAGCUCGUGUUCGUGCCGAUCGCUCCUGGAGUCUGAUAAGAUUUUUUUCUUCUUUAUGUCUUUGUUUUAACUUUCUGCUCUUCUUCCUUCAAAUAAUCCUCUACCAGCUUCCGGGCUUUGGCUCAACACCACCUUCCUCUGGACUCAGCUUCUCAUCUCAUUUUGGCGCAAAGACACUCUUCGUUUCUCUUACGGAGUCAUUUCAUCCAUUUCCGUUAUCUGAUCUUAACCUACGUCUGUUCAGCUGGUUCCACCCAACUCGCCCCCAUUUUACCCUCAGUGUUCAUGUCCGAGAGAAGCGACCCCACCCUUUAGUCCACCCCCCUUUAGUCCACCCCCUUUGUCUGCAGCUCUCGGUCCUCUAGUUCUAUUCGUGUUGACACGGGAUAUCCGUGAUCACUUUAACGGGACCUAGCGGGAGAACCGUAACGCACAAUCUGCCAGAGAAGCGUCCUCUUGUUGACCUGGAUCGACGCGGAUAAAACACUUUUUUCUUCAAUAGAGUCCUUCACAUUUUUCUUUUGGGUUAUUUUUUUGUUUCCGUUUCUUUCCUCCGGAGAAACAAGAAGUGAAACUUUCUUCACUUCCUGGUUUCAUCGCCUCGCUUCCAUUUUGCAGAAUGAGGUCGUGCUUCGUGCUUCUCUUUGCUUCUCUGCUGACAUCAUGUGAAGCACAAGGAACCAUUGAGCCUUUUGGGUUUGUGCUGAAGGGACGUGAUCUGCUCCUGAAGCUUCAUGAUGAUCCUCCUGAGGGGGUUUUAGCUGUUGAAUGGAAAGUCAAUAAAACAGUCACUCUAGUGAGAUUUGAACCUAGUGGAAAAGCAAAUGUCCUUCAUAAUAUCACUAGAAGGUUUAAGUUUCCUGAGAAUAAAUUCUCUGUGAUAUUGAAGAAUCUCCAAGAGGUCGACAGUGGAGUUUAUUCUGCUGUAGCAGGAACAUCUACAGAAGACAAACUAGUAGCUGAAUACAAGGUCACAGUUCAAGGACCAGUGUCUCCAGUCAAACUGAUCGUGGACCGAGUGGACUCCAGGAGCUCAGAGUCAUGUGACCUCCAUGUGACCUGCAGGACUCACAACUCUCACAUCAACAGCACUUUCAGAUGUGUCGACUGGGUCUGCAGUCAGGAGGGAGGAGAGCGAUCAGAGGUCACGACCUCUGGGGCUUCUCUCCAGAUCUACCUGCUGAACAACGUGAUCAUCUGUAACCAUAGAAACAAGGUUCACUGGACCCAGGACUUGGUUCCUGCUGAACAUCUUUGUCCCUCAAAACAUGAUCCUCCUCUUCACUUUGGCUGGGUGACUGCUAUUUGCAUUCUCACUGUCAUUGUCAUCAUGAUUGUGGGUCUAUUUUUCUGGCUUUAUCGUAAAAGGAGAUUCAUCCGCAAUGAAAGGAGCAUAAAAACUCUUUUACAGAAUGUCACUCAGAGAUCAUCAUCAUAUUGGAGCCCAGACUACUAUCCAGAUGUAGGAAGAAGAUUUGAAGAUCUUGUUCAUUCAGUUAUUCAGAGAUCAAGAUCAACAGACGACAUUCCAGCUUUUGGAAGAAGAUUUAAAGAUCUUGUUCAUGAAGCUCUUCUGGAAUUAACAUCAGCACCACGUCAGAUGUGGAACCCAGCAGACGCUGCAGAAAGAAGAUUUGAAGAUCUUGUUAAUUCAGUUUUUCAGGAAUUAACAUCAGCAUUACCUCAGAUGCGGAACCCAGCACACGAUCCAGAUGUAGGAAGAAGAUUUGAAGAUCUUGUUCGUGAAGUUAUUCAGGCGAAAACAUCAGCAUCACCUCAGAAUUGGAGCCCAGAAGACGACAUUACAGAUUUAGGAAGAAGAUUUGAAAAAAUUGUUCAUGAAGUUUAUCUGAUAUCAGAAUCAGCAUCACCUCAGAAUUGGAGCCCAGAAGACCCUGAUCCAGCUUUAAGUAGAAAUGAAGAUCUUGUUGAUGCAGUUCUUCUGGAAGAACUUUAACUCCUGAACAAGACGAGCAUCUCCUCCAGCUUUGUGAAACCUGACCCUGGAUCGAUUCAGCCUUAAAGCGGCUUUGGGCGAGAAGAUUCUCUUUAACAAUCAAAUCCCAGAAUUCUGCUGGUAGUUUGCAGCCUUAUUGAAGCUUUUUAUGUUUUGGUUCAUGUUACCUGCUUUAAUGCUGAAAGAUUCUCUUCUACACAAGUGUGAUGUUGGAGUGAGAUUAACAAACAAUGAUUGAAUGUUACUAAGCUUCACACUCAGUUUUUUACUUUUUUUUAAGCAUCACAAUUGGAGAUAUUAAUAUUUUACAUUUAAGGUCAAUGUAUAAAAAGUAAGAAAUAUGUUUCAACUGUGCUGAAUGUGCGAAACAGAUAAUUUUUCUUGUAAAUAUUUUUCCAUGUUGUAUUUAGUCAUUAUAUGUUAUGACGCUUUAACAAUUUUCCACCCAAAACAAAACCUGCUAAAAGAAUGAUGAAGUAAAUACUGUACAUGCAAGCAGACAAAUAUGCAAUGUGUAUUUUUUCCAUUCUAAAUAGGAUCAUAUGUAGUAUUAUAUGGUGUAUUUAAGAUUUUUGCUUACAUAUAAUCUAUAUUAUACAUUCAAGAAAACAUCCACCAAAAGCAUUUAUAUUGUCUUGUGUGAUAUUUUGUCUAUAAAUCAAUGGAUUUUCAUCAUUUGUUUUAAAGGUGAACUAUGAAGGUUUUCAUGUCAAAAUGCAUCUUUGAGUCUACGUUCCUUCACCAGGAAAUAUCAUGUGAAUAGUAGAUUACUUGACCUGAUCAUCAAAGUUCAAAUAAUAGAAAUAAUCAUCAACGUAUUAAAGAAUGUAUUUCCAUUGCAUUACAGUUUUAUUAUUAUUGAAUAUGAUUUUUAAUAAACUUUUCUUCUCCAAACAUUUUA
Pungitius pungitius (ninespine stickleback) is the source of this 3413-nucleotide messenger RNA. RefSeq lists its product as uncharacterized. The transcript has 18 exons. Bases 1175 to 2512 code for a protein of 445 amino acids. The record is from RefSeq and is a predicted model, not a curated record. NCBI's taxonomy places the organism in Eukaryota, Metazoa, Chordata, Actinopteri, Perciformes, Gasterosteidae.